CCGUGUCUCUCUCUCUCUCUCUGGACUCACUGUCUCAGCUACUAUAAACUCUCAAGCUUGUACCUACCCCCAGGUUGUUUUCUUGUUAGGAUGUUCCUGUGACGCCACUUAGUUUUAUCAAACAUCGGUGACAAAGUUCAGUCUUCUUGUGAGUGAACUUUUAUUUGGUAUAUCCUUGGGAGGUCGAUUUAGCAGACAAGACUAUUUUCCUCCAGUUUGUGUUCUAUUUUCUCCCAUAGACUGGGGUAGAUGGAAAUGCUCAUUUCAGUUUGAAGUAUUGAUUCAGGAGAUUGUGGGCUGUCCAAAAUGGCAGAUAUCAGUCCUCCUAGGACUGAUACUUCCACCGAUGCUGACACUGAAGAUAAAAACAUGAGGUUUCAAAUCGAUCAAUCACAUGGUAUAGUGGCUUCCGAUGGCAGUGAUAAGUACAGAGAUCAAAAGACACUGCGUAGGCUUGCUCAAAAUCGUGAAGCUGCCAGAAAAAGUAGAUUGAGAAAAAAAGCUUAUGUUCAACAGUUAGAGAGCAGUAGAAUGAAGUUGACACAACUUGAGCAAGAGCUCCAACGAGCUAGGCAGCAGGGCAUAUUUGUUUCAAGUUCAGGAGAUCAAUCUCAAUCUAUGGGUGGAAAUGGUGCCUUGGCCUUUGAUGUGGAAUAUGCUCGGUGGUUGGAGGAGCACAACCGACGGAUUAAUGAGCUAAGAGGUGCUGUCAAUUCACAUGCGGGUGAUGGUGAACUUCGCAUAAUCGUAGAUGGUGUCUUGGCACAUUAUGAUAGCAUUUUCAGGAUAAAAGGGGAUGCUGCAAAGGCUGACGUCUUUCAUAUUUUGUCGGGCAUGUGGAAAACUCCAGCAGAAAGGUGCUUCCUUUGGCUUGGUGGAUUUCGUUCAUCAGAACUUCUUAAGCUUCUUAUAAAUCAUUUGGAGCCACUUACUGAGCAGCAGUUAUUGUCUAUCAACAACUUGCAACAAACCUCACAACAGGCUGAAGAUGCCUUGUCACAAGGGAUGGAGGCGUUGCAGCAGUCCUUGGCUGAGACUCUGGCAGGAUCUCUUGGCCCAUCAGCUUCGUCGGGAAAUGUUGCCAACUACAUGGGUCAAAUGGCAAUGGCUAUGGGAAAGUUAGGAACUCUUGAGGGCUUCAUUCGUCAGGCUGAUAAUUUGCGGCAACAGACUUUGCAUCAUAUGCACCGUAUACUGACAACUCGCCAGUCAGCUCGUGCUCUUCUUGCAAUCAACGACUAUUUCUCUCGGCUUAGAGCACUUAGCAGUCUUUGGCUCGCCCGGCCAAGGGAGUGAGAUCUACAUGCUUAACUUUAAUACAGGCUUCAAAUAUUGUGGAUAUUGCCUUGAUUUUUAUGCCGUAUUCUUCCUCCUCCAUCAAUCUGUGUCAAUGGUGCUGCUUCCUGCCUCUCCAAGUUUGUAUGAAUAUUGUGUUGUAUGAUUUCUAGUUUUGAGUUAGUCGUAUGUAAUUUAAUUACGGCCGAGGUUAAUGAAAGUUAAAAAAAAAUUAGUGACUGUA
This is a messenger RNA of Olea europaea var. sylvestris, 1519 nucleotides long. Its product is annotated as transcription factor TGA2.2-like. Gene Ontology annotation, molecular function: sequence-specific DNA binding; DNA-binding transcription factor activity. Lineage: Eukaryota; Viridiplantae; Streptophyta; Magnoliopsida; Lamiales; Oleaceae. The record is from RefSeq and is a predicted model, not a curated record. The transcript has 10 exons. The coding region runs from base 307 to 1296 and encodes 329 amino acids. Gene Ontology annotation, biological process: regulation of DNA-templated transcription; DNA-templated transcription.